Molecule: messenger RNA, 918 nt
Organism: Pyrus x bretschneideri (Chinese white pear)
Lineage: Eukaryota; Viridiplantae; Streptophyta; Magnoliopsida; Rosales; Rosaceae
Exons: 1
Coding region: 1-918 (305 amino acids)
Source: RefSeq, a predicted model, not a curated record
AUGUGGGAUCUUACAGACAAUGCAUUUGAAAUUGGAGCCUUGAAAACAUCCCUACAUCAAACCUUUGCCAUCAAGGAUCUUGGGAAGUUGAAGUAUUUUCUUGGCAUUAAGAUGGCAAUUUCUCAACAGGGUUUGUUUCUCAACCAACUCAAGUAUGUCAUGGAUCUACUCGAGGAAGCUAGGUUCACUGAUUACAAGCCAGUUGUCACCCCAAUUGAUAGUAAACUUAAGCUUACCAUUGAUGGCAAGACACUCAAGAAUGUCACCUAUUAUCGGAGAUUGAUUGGCAAGUUUAUCUAUCUUACUAUCAUCCGUCCAGACAUUACCUUUGCUGUGAGCUUAGUCAGUCAAUUCAUGCAUGCACCCACAGUAGAACAUCUUAAUAUUGUUAAAAGGAUCAUACGCUAUCUCAAAGGGUCCAUCAAUAGAGGUAUCCUCAUGUGUAAUAACCAUUCCACUGAGAUUCAUGCAUACACUGAUGCUGACUGGGUAGGCAAUGCAAUCAACAGAAAAUCCACCACUAGUUAUUGCACAUUUGUUGAAGGCAACAUUGUCACUUGGAAGAGUAAGAAACAACAAGUCAUUGCCCGCUCUAGUGCUGAAGCUGAGUAUCGAGCAAUGGCUGCCACUGCAUGUGAAUUGAUUUGGCUUAAAAGUCUUUUAUUUGAUCUAGGGUUCUUGAGUACAACUCCUAUGUCUCUCAUGUGUGAUAAUCAAGCACCCAUGCAUAUUGCUACAAACCCAAUUUUUAUGAAAAGACCAAACUUAUUGAAGUUGACUGUCACUUCAUCAGGGCUCAAGUUCAGUCUCAACUCAUCCAAACGGUCUUCACUCGCAGUUAUGAUCAAUUGGCGGACGUGUUCACUAAGCCCUUUCUCAUCUGUACAUUUUCAACGUCUUCUAGGCAAGCUUGGAUAG